Molecule: messenger RNA, 6279 nt
Organism: Menidia menidia (Atlantic silverside)
Lineage: Eukaryota; Metazoa; Chordata; Actinopteri; Atheriniformes; Atherinopsidae
Source: the annotation of a GenBank genome assembly
GGAGCCCGUGUCUGGCUGAGACACAAAGAGCAGCUCCUCCCCUCCGCCGUCAGCGCCUGUGACCACUCGUCCCUGGUUCUCACCACCGACUACGGGAAGGUGAUCCAUCUACAGAGGGAGGAACUGAGCCGAGAGAUGGUGUACCCAAUGCACCCCAGCAGCAUCCAUGGGGUGGAGGACAUGUCCACGCUGGCAGAGCUGCAUGAGGCCGCCAUCAUGCACAACCUCUUCCUGCGCUACCAGAAAGACAACAUAUAUACUAACAUAGGUUCAAUUCUGGCCGCAGUAAAUCCCUAUAAGCAGAUAACCGGCCUGUACGACAGCACCGCGGUGGAUUUAUACAGCAGGCACCAGAUGGGGGAGCUGCCCCCCCACAUUUUCGCUGUGGCCAACGAGUGUUACCGCUGCCUGUGGAAAAGGCACGACAGCCAGUGUGUUCUCAUCAGCGGGGAGAGUGGCGCCGGGAAAACCGAGAGCACCAAGCUGCUCCUGAAGUUCCUCUCUGUGAUGAGUCAAAACUCGACCGGUACUCCGCUGUCCGAGAGGACCACCAGGGUGGAGCAGGCACUUGUUCAGAGCAGUCCCAUCAUGGAAGCAUUCGGGAAUGCAAAGACUGUAUACAACAAUAACUCCAGUCGCUUCGGGAAAAUGGAAAUAUUCAAGGAGGCUGUAUCAUUGACUGUAUCCUUUUUGAAACAUGAAAUAUUAAUUAACCGUGUGGUUAGGCAGAAUCCUGGUGAAAGGAACUACCACAUCUUCUACGCACUGCUAGCAGGGGCGGACAAAGAGCACAGAGACAUGUACCUAUUGUCUCAAGGUCCCGAGUCGUAUCAUUACCUGAGCCAGUCGGGCUGCGUGCAGGACAGCAGUCUUGAUGACAAACAGCUCUUUAACAGUGUGAUGGAAGCGCUUAAAGUAAUGGAAUUUACUGAGGAGGAGAUCAGAGAUGUGUUCAAGUUGCUGUCCGCUGUCCUCCAGAUGGGCAACAUUGAAUUCAUGACCGCCGGUGGAGCUCAGAUUACCUCAAAAGGAGUGGUCAGUAAUGUCAGCGAGCUGCUGGGUCUGGACUCCUUUCAGCUGUCGGAGGUGUUGACCCAACGCUCCAUGAUCCUCAGAGGAGAGGAGAUCUGCUCCCCACUCACUGUCGAACAGGCGGUGGACUCCAGAGACUCUGUUGCCAUGGCACUGUAUUCUCAGUGUUUCUCCUGGAUUAUAAUGAGGAUCAAUCAGAAGAUCAGAGGGAAGGACAACUUCAAGUCCAUUGGCAUUCUAGACAUCUUCGGAUUUGAGAACUUUGAGGUGAAUCGGUUCGAGCAGUUUAAUAUCAACUAUGCCAACGAGAAACUCCAGGAAUAUUUCAACAAGCACAUCUUCUCGCUGGAGCAGUUGGAGUACAACAGGGAGGGAAUCCAGUGGGAGGCCAUAGACUGGAUGGAUAACGCAGAGUGUCUGGAUCUCAUAGAGAAGAAAUUGGGCAUGUUGGCUCUUAUCAACGAGGAGAGUCGCUUCCCCAAAGGCACCGACUACACCCUUCUGGAGAAACUGCACAGCCGACAUGCUACUAACCCCUACUAUGUGAAGCCCAGAGUGACUGACCACCAGUUUGGCAUCAAGCAUUACGCCGGAGAGGUGUUAUAUGACGUACGUGGAAUCUUGGAGAAAAACAGAGACACUUUCAGAGAUGACAUCUUGUUUAUUCUUAAAGACAGCAGGCUUGACUUCAUCUAUGACCUCUUUGAGCGCGUUGGCAGCAGAAAUGGGGAUGAGACGCUGAAAAUGGGCACGGCCCGACGCAAGCCCACUGUCAGCUCACAGUUCAGGGAUUCUCUCCAUUCCCUGAUGGCUACGCUAAGUGCCUCCAACCCCUUUUUUGUGCGCUGCAUCAAACCAAACAUGGACAAGAAAGCCAACCAGUUUGAUCCUGAUGUCGUCCUGAACCAGCUGAGAUAUUCUGGGAUGCUUGAAACGGUGAAGAUUCGCAAGGCUGGGUUCCCUGUUCGCAGAACCUUUAAGGACUUCUAUGGCAGGUACAAGAUGAUACUGAAAAAGCACAAAAACAUGGACGAUGAGAGAAAGCACUGCUCAGAGCUCCUCACAAUCCACAAUGAAGACAAGACAGAGUGGCAGCUGGGAAAGACAAAGGUGUUCUUGAAGGAGGCCCUGGAGCAAAGGCUGGAGAAGGAGAGGGAAGAGGUGCGGCGCAGGGCUGGCAUGGUGAUCCGCGCCCACAUCCUCAGCUAUGUGGCAAGGAAACAAUACAAGCGGGUUCUGUCCAGCGUCGUCACCAUCCAGAAGAACUAUCGCGCUCACUUUUGGAGGCGCGUCUUCCUGCGCCUGCGUGUGGCGGCCGUCAUCCUCCAGAAGCAUCGCCGAGGCCAGCUCGCCCGAUCCCUCUGUUGCCAGCUCAAGGAGGAGAGGCAGAAACGGGAGGAGGAGGAGAGAAAGAAGAGAGAGGAGGAAGAAGAAAGGAGGCGAGUAGAGGAGGAGAGAAGGAGGAUGGAGGAGAGAAAGCAACUGGAGGAGCAGAGGAGAAAGGAGGAGGAAGAGCAACAGAGAUUGAAAGACGAGGAGCUUAAGAGGAGGGCAGAGGAGGAGGAGGAGGAGGAGCAGAGACUUAUUAAGGAAAGGGAGGAUGAGCAGAAAUUGGCAGCCAAAGGGGACAGAACACGGAACUCACUGUUGAAUGGUGCUUGUCCAAAGAAGGAUCUGUCCCAGACUCUGUCUAACAGCCACACCUCCGAGGAGGAGAGUCGUCAGAUGGAGGAGAUCCUGCGGCUGGAGAGGGAGAUCGAGCGGCUUCAGAAGCAGCAGGAAGACGGCGUGUCCCUCCUCGGGGACGUCUCCCGGGACGAGCUGCGUCAAAUGAGGGAUGCUGAGAUCUACAGACUGGAGAAGGAGGCCUCCCGCGUGGCCACAGAGUUCCUGGAGCUGCUGGACUUUGGUGGCUUGGAGCCAUCGCUGUCCAGCGAGGAGAACCUCCACGACCCAACAGAAUCUACAGCUCCUCUGGCUGAGGAGGAGGUGGACGAGGGUUUCCAUGCUGACGAAGAGUGCAUCCCUUUACCAGACUUCCCUCCCCCGGCUUCGGUUCCUCUUGAAAAGGAAGUAUUUCAAAGCAUUCCCCCUCCUCCGCCUGCAUUUGCAGAGGGACAACUGCUUUCCCCAUCCUCAGCUACUCCUCCUGCAGCGGCAAAGCUCGCCCCUGUUGUCUCCAAUGGACUCAAUCGAGCCCCGCUUCUUACAGACUCCCAGCCUCUCCCGUACCAGCCUCUCCAUCCUAUAGUAAUUAACGGAGAAAGGCGUCCAUGCCAGAGAACCAGCCGGGCGUCAGACUUUGAGCCAGUGAAAGAAGAGCCGUCCCACACGAACCUACCAGACGCCGAGUCGGACUAUGACCAGGACGAGUUCGAGGAGGCUCACGGGAGCUCAGGUGCUAGCACCAACGAUGGCCAAAUAACAGAUGACGAAGUGCUGGGAAGAUCCUCCUGCACCCAGAACAGCCUCGACUCCUUUAGAGGCAGCUCAGACUCGUUCAUCGAUAGUGACGAGGAUAACGAUGGCUAUGUGGACACGGAUGAGGAGGUUUCUAAUGGGAGAGUGAAUCUGCUGAAUGGGAGUGGGCCUCCUUACUUCCACGGCUACCUCUACAUGAAGAGUGGACUGAUGAUCCCAUGGCGUCGGCGCUGGUGUGUGCUCAAAGAUGAGACCUUCAUGUGGUACAGAGCAAAGCAGGACUCACUUAAAUCCGGCUGGCUUUACAAGAAAGGAGGAGGAAUGUCUACUUUAUCUCGGCGCAACUGGAAGAUGCGCUGGUUCGUUCUGCGCGAGUCAAAACUCAUGUACUUUGAGAACGACAGCGAGGAGAAGCUGAAAGGAACCAUCGAUAUCCGUACAACCAAGGAGAUAGUGGACAAUCACGAAAAAGAAAACGCGCUGAAUAUCGUGACCGAGGAGAGGACCUAUCACAUCUAUGCAGAGUCCCCUGAAGAUGCCAGUGGUUGGUUCAAUGUGCUGAGUCGGGUCCACAGCGCCAGCCCGGAGCAGCUCAUGGAGAUGCACCACGAACAGGCCAACCCAAAGAAUGCAGUGGGAACCCUAGAUGUGGGUUUGAUUGAUUCUGUUUGUGCAUCAGAUAACCCAGACAGACCCAACUCCUUUGUGAUCAUUACGGCCAACCGAGUGAUCCACUGCAACACAGACACACCUGAGGAGAUGCACCACUGGAUCGGCCUGCUGCAGAAAUCCAAAGGAGACAGCAGGGUUGACGGACAGGAGUUUCUUGUCAGAGGCUGGCUGCAUAAAGAAAUGAAGUCAGGAUCCAAGAGCACUUCUCUGAAGCUGAAGAAGCGCUGGUUCGUCCUCACGAUUAACUCCCUCGACUAUUACAAGUCGUCGGAGCGAAGCGCCACUAAACUGGGAACACUGGUCCUCAACAGUCUCUGCUCUGUGGUCCAGCCUGAUGAGAAAAUCUUCAAAGACACUGGUUACUGGAAUAUAAUUGUGCAUGGGCGUAAACACUCCUAUCGGCUUUACACCAAAAUGCUAAAUGAAGCUAUGCGGUGGGCGAACGCCAUACAGGGAGCAAUAGAUAGCAAAGUCCCUAUUGAAACACCAACGCAGCAGCUAAUCAGGGACAUCAAGGAGAGCAGUUUGAAUGUGGAGGCUGUGGAGCAGACGUACUGGAGGAAUCCCAUCCUGCGAUAUACCCAACAUCCUUUGCACUCCCCCCUUCUACCUCUGCCUUAUGGAGAUGUCAGUGUCCACUUGCAAAAGGAAAAGGGUUAUACCAGCUUGCAGGAUGAGGCUGUGAAGAUUUUCAACUCGCUGCAAGAGAUGGAGGCGGUGUCAGACCCUGUGCCAAUCAUCCAGGGGAUCCUGCAGACGUGUCAAGACUUGAGGCCAUUAAGGGAUGAGGUUUACUGUCAGCUCAUCAAACAGACCAAUCACGUCCCGCACCCUAACAGUCCUGCCAAUCGUGCUCACUGGCACCUCUUGACCAGUAUGAGCUGCACCUUCCUUCCCAGUCGAGGCAUCCUGCGCUACCUCAAGUUUCACCUGAAAAGAAUUAAGGAGCUAUUCCCCGGAACAGAAAUAGAAAUGUUUGCUCAUUUCAUUGGAGAGUCUCUCAAGAAGACCAAAACCAGGGAGUUUGUUCCUUCCCAGGAGGAAAUCAUGGCACUGCUCACCAGACAGGAAAUGACCACCACAGUCUACUGCCACGGAGGAGGCUCCUGCAAGAUCUCCAUUAACUCUCACACCACCGCUGGGGAAGUGGUGGAAAAACUGAUCAGAGGUCUUGCAAUGGAGGACAGCAGAAACAUGUUUGCACUCUUUGAACACAACAACACUGUUGACAAAGCCGUGGAAAGCAGGGUGCUUGUGGCUGAUGUUCUGGCUAAAUUUGAAAGACUGUCUGGCAGUGAGGAAGCUCGGGAUGAAGGCCAAUGGAAACUGUAUUUCAAACUGUACUGCUUUUUGGAUGUGGAAAGCAUGCCUAAAGAAGGAGUGGAGUUUGCAUUCAUGUUUGAGCAAGCCCACGAGAGUUUGACCCGGGGCCACUUUCCUGCCCGUGAAGAGACCCUGCAGCACCUGGCCGCCCUGCGUCUGCAGUUCCUGUUCGGGGACAAAGCGCGGGUCACCUGGAGCCUGGAGAGCGUCUACCCCGUGGGCCGCCUGCGCAGCCGCAUCCUGCAGUUCACCAAGGUGGGCGGGGCCUCGGGAUCGGGCCAAACCCUUGAGCGGCGUAGAACCAGCUUCCUGGACGGCACGCUGCGCCGGGGGCUGAAGACGGGCUCCAUGAAGAAGCAGCGGAUGGAGGAGGAACAGAUGCUGGAGAUGUGGAUAAAGGAGGAGAUGUCCGCCACCCGGGCAAGCAUCGUGGAGAAGUGGACCCGCCUCAAAGGUCUGGACCAGCACCAGGCCAUGCUCAAAUACAUGACCUUCAUUAAAGAGUGGCCGGGAUAUGGAUCCACACUGUUUGAUGUUGAGUGCAAAGAGGGAGGAUUCCCACAUGACCUCUGGUUGAGUGUGAGUGCAGAGAACGUGUCUCUCUAUAAAAGAGGAGAGCCAAAGCCUUUGGAGACCUUCCCAUACGAGCACAUCAUCUUCUUUGGUGCCCCACAGCCCUGCACCUAUAAGAUCACAGUGGACGAGAGGGAGAUGUUCUUUGAGACACCACAGGUUGGAGAGAUCACAAAGAUCAUGAAAGCCUACAUAAACAUGAUUGUGAAGAAGCGCUGCAGCGUGAAGUCCGUUUCCAGUUACGGAACCAACUGGAUC